Messenger RNA from Esox lucius (northern pike), 7033 nucleotides. It is a transcript of the gene pks1, whose product is annotated as polyketide synthase 1. Gene Ontology annotation, molecular function: fatty acid synthase activity; 3-oxoacyl-[acyl-carrier-protein] synthase activity. The transcript has 6 exons. The coding region runs from base 629 to 6865 and encodes 2078 amino acids. NCBI's taxonomy places the organism in Eukaryota, Metazoa, Chordata, Actinopteri, Esociformes, Esocidae. The record is from RefSeq and is a predicted model, not a curated record. Gene Ontology annotation, biological process: fatty acid biosynthetic process.
AUAUCCAUCAUUUCCUUCUGUAUCACUUUUUAGUGGUGUCCGUAUAAGCUAUUUAAGAAUCACCUCAUCCAGUUUACCUGGUUAGUCUGCUUUGGUUUUGUAAUACUGCAAUGAGCACUGGUAUUAAAUAUCUCUGAGCUGGAACUACAAAAGAGACCGCAGAAGCAUCCAUUGUUUUCAUAAUAGGCACCUUCACCGUUUCUCUCCAGGGAUUCCUGACAUUAGAGACUCUUUCAGACCUAGCUAAUUGAAGAGCCAGAAAAGUACCUGUAAUUCUCAAACAAAUCGGUAUAUUGUUGGGGCUUGUGACCGUCUCUCUGUCUUGUGUAUUUUGCCGUGUUCAGUCAGACGUGAGCUUGUGUAUAAAGAGCAACAGUGGAAGACUGUUGAAGCAAAGCAGGACAGAGGACAAACUCUUAAUGGUGUUUCCAAUAGGAAUGGUUUGGCUACCCGGAAAGUCAGGCUUGCUGAAUGUUUUGAUCCUGACCACAUUUUGUAGGAACUAUUAGACAACAUUCUACGUUCAACCAAAUGUUCAUACCUAGGACUUGAAAGAAAGAAAAAAAAAAAGCAUGAAAAACUUUUCUCAAGGUCAGAUAAUUGUACCUCUUGUGGAACGUCUGUUGGAAUGAUGGGGGAUAACGAAGACAUUGCUAUUGUUGGAGUUGGAUGCCGUUUCCCUGGAGGUGAGGGGCUUGACAAUUUCUGGCAAGUUCUAUCGGAGGGGAAGAACUGUGUAUCAGACAUUCCUGUGGAGAGGUUUGACAGCACUUUCUGGUAUGAUCCUGAUCACAACAAACCUGGGAAGACACAAACCACAAAAGCUGCUUUCAUUGACGGAUUCAAUGAGUUUGACCACAAGUUCUUUGGCAUCGCCGAGGCCGAGGCGGACUUCAUGGACCCGCAGCACAAGCUCCUACUGCAGUGUACGUUCAGAGCGUUGGAGGACGCCGGCGUGCCGAUGGAGAAAAUCAGCGGAAGCAGGACAGGUGUUUACAUAGGUCUUAUGAAUAGGGACUAUGAGACCCUGCUGAACAACAGUCCAAGCACCAUAACCCACUACAACGGCACUGGAACGGCUAUGAGUGUGGCAGCCAACAGGAUAUCAUUCACCUUCAAUCUCACCGGGCCCUCGUUCGCCAUAGACAGUGCAUGUUCCUCUUCCCUAGUGGCUCUCCACUCUGCCUGUCAGGCCCUCAAGCAAGGGGACUGCGAAAUGGCUCUGUGUGGCGGCGUGAGCUGCAUCAUGGAGCCGCGAGUCUUUGUCGCCCUCAGCAAAGCGAAGAUGAUUUCGCCUGAAGGCACUAGCAAGCCUUUCUCCAGCAGAGCAGAUGGCUAUGGCAGAGGAGAGGGUUGUGGGAUUGUUCUGCUGAAGCCACUGAAGAACGCUCUGAGGGACUAUGACAAAGUAUGGGGCAUAGUAAGGAAAACUUGUGUAAACCAAGAUGGCCGCACUGUCACUCCAAUCACCAAGCCGUCCAUGGUCCAGCAGGAAGAGUUGCUUCGCAGAAUCUAUUCAGAAUCUGACCUGUCAGCUGUCCAGUACAUAGAGGCUCAUGGGACUGGAACUCCAGUGGGGGAUCCCAUAGAAGCUGGCAGCAUCUCCAAAGCGAUCGCCAAAGCCAGACCUCCAGGUUUAGAGACACUCCGCAUCGGCUCUGUGAAAGGCAACAUCGGUCACACAGAAUCUGCAGCUGGAGUGGCAGGGCUCAUCAAGGUACUCCUAAUGAUGAAGCAUGAAACCAUUGUCCCUUCACUCUUCUAUUCUGAGGACAGUGCCAGUAUUGAUGCUAAAGCCUUAAAUAUUAAGGUUCCCACAAAAGCAGAAAAGUGGGAGAAAGUACCCACAGCAAGGCUAGCUGGUGUUAACAGCUUUGGGUUUGGAGGAACAAACGCCCAUGCGAUAAUAAAGGAGUAUGUGCAAGCCAAUAACAACAGGUUGACCACGCAUGAUUGUCCCAAAUUGUUUGUUUUGUCUGCAGUCUCUGAAAAGUCAUUGGCAUUGUCUAUUGCAGACACUCAACAAAUGCUAAGCAGAGAUAAACAAACUGACAUAGUCACUUUGAUGUUUACCUCAGCAUGUAGGAGGAGCCAUUUAAGACACAAGUACAGGAAAGCCUUUCUAACAUCUUCUGUCCUUGACUUAGAGAAUCAACUAAAGUCUGCCAUGAACAAAAAGCUUGAGCCAUCACGAUCAGCUAACCGGUUGAUAUAUGUGUUCUGUGGGAAUGGAGUGACCUACAGUGGAAUGUGUAAGCAGCUUCUAAAACAGGAGCCAGUUUUCAGAGAAAAGGUCAGAGAGGUUGAGAAUCUCUUUCAGAAUUACAAAAGUACAAGUAUCUCACAAAAGAUAACAAACGAUUACGACAAUGAUGAUUAUGCCAAACCAGAUGUUGUCCAGCCCCUUCUCUUUGCCAUCCAGAUUGGCAUUGCCAGUCUUUUCCUGCACUGGGGCAUCAAACCUGAUGCCAUUCUGGGUCACUCUGUCGGGGAAGUGGCUGCUGCCCACUUUUCAGGUCUCUUGUCACUUGAGGAUGCAGUGAAGGUGAUAUACUUCCGCAGUACUCUGCAGAGUAAGGUCACAGGAGGGAAAAUGCUUGUGGUCAGUAACAUGGCAGUGACAGAGGUCUUAAGCCUCCUUUCCUCCUAUUCAAAUAAGGUUUGCCUUGCAGCCUUCAACAGUCCACAGUCCUGUACCCUCUCAGGUGAUGCAGAGGCUAUAGACAAUCUCCAUCAAAAGCUAAGCAACUCUGUCGUGAGUAAAAAUCUGUUCCUCCGUGUCCUGGAUGUACCCACUGCAUAUCACAGCCAGAUGAUGGAUCCCAUAGUGGACCAUCUUGAGAAAUGUAUUGGUUCUUUAGAAAUUAACAAAAUGGAGUGUGAUCUUUUCUCAACUGUCACCGGAAACAUGUGCAGCGAUGGAGACUUUGUCACCGGGAGAUAUUGGGCAAAUAAUAUCAGGAAGCCAGUUUCAUUUGAGCGCACAAUGAAAGCAGCAACCAAAGGCCAGAAGCAUGUUGUCAUUGUGGAAAUAAGCCCUAGAACGGCACUACGAAGGAACAUCCAGGAGACUCUGGGAAAUGACACUACAGUUUUGUCAUCAGUGGAGCCAGAGAAAGACACUGAGACGAUGCUAACCACUGUGUCCAAGCUGUUUGAGCUGGGGGUCAAUGUAAACUGGGACACACUCUACAGAGGCUGUGAGGCAUUCCCAACCUCUCUCCCAAGAUAUCAGUUUGAUCAUCUGACAAAAGAGGUGUAUUUCGAGGCUGUGAGACGAGGGCAAGAAAAGAUGGCUUCAUCUCAUCACCCACUGGUAACUCAGACAAAACACGAAAGCAAGGAACACAAAUGCAACCUCUCAUCAGAUGCAGCACUGUAUCUUUGGGAGCACAGAAACAAUGGAGUCGCCAUUGCUCCAGGUUCACUGUACGUAGAACUGGCUUUGGCAUCAGUCAUGGCGAGUUCAAGACCAAAGAUGUCUAUUUGCUCGAUGCAGCUGAGUGUACAUUUUCAGAGCUUGUUUACACUCAGCUCAAACUCUCACAAUUUGAAAGUGGUGCUGGAGGCGGCAGAGAAUACAACCACAUUUCGGAUACAGUCUCACUCAGCAACACACGCUUCAGGAACAGUUCGCUGUCGAAGUGGGCAAACAUUGGUCGAGGAAGAAACCAUUUGCCCAGAUGUCAUUUUCAAGAGAUGCAAAUCUGUCAUCGGUGGGGAGAAGGUCUAUUCAAUCCUCUCCCGUGCAGCUUUCGAGUAUGGUCGUGUUUUCAGGCAGCUACAAGAUGUGCAUUUUGGCGAUGAAUUCAAGGAGGCUGUGACAGCAAUUAAGGUCCCCAGUGAGGUGGUGAAACAGCUUCAUGAGUACUUCCUUCACCCAGUGGUGUUGGACUACUUCCUGCAGCUGACCGCUGUGGUGGCUGUUGGAGGACUACGUACACGGCAGGGAUUCCCGUCUUCCAUUGGCAGUGUGGCAAUAACGGCAUCUCUGCAGGAAGACAUGGUUAUUUAUCUAAGAGCAAUGCAAGAGACCUCAGACUACUUGGACGUAUGUGGUUGCUUUUCCAAUAUGGACGGACAGGUGUUAGUGGAACUAAGGCAUGUAAGGAUCUCGUUUUUAGGAAAUUGCUCACACAUUGCCGAGUCAUUAUUCUUUCACAAUGAACUUCUCCCGAUCACUGACAACAGCCACAGUGUAAGCCGCAAACCUAAAGCCUUGAUCUUUGAGGACACGCUGGGAAUUGCAAAAGCAUUGAGGCCAUAUGUACACCAAACGUCAACUUUUUUCUUGAACAGAGAGUAUGGGUCCAGCACACAAGUUAGAGACUUAGUAUCUUAUUCUCUUCAAGGUGACGCGGGUAUAGAUUUACAAGAGGUGCUGUUCAUAUGGGGUGUACAAGACCUUACUCAUCUGACAACAGACAUGGCGUUGGAAUUCUUGGUCGAUUGCUGUGAGCACUAUCGGCAGCUGGUUCUUGCCCUGAAAGACAACAAGUGUUCCUGCAUUAUCCGUGUCAUUACCUACCGUUCAACAGGAAUGACUGUGGACCAUGUUAGUCCUGGUUUUGUGCUGUCUGGCAUGACAAGGGCAUGUGCUGCAGAGAUACCAGGCCUCUCCUUUCAGCUGAUUGACCUUGCUUCUAUUUCAAGUGAAGACAUUCAGGCAUUGGUUCAUGUUCUGAACACUAGCGAGCAUCCAGAAGUCAUGAUCACCAAGGGACAGAUAUAUUCAACAGUCAUAGUUCGCACCCCGGUAAAAGGGAUGACCAACCCUGAGGGAACUGUCCGUGGGUCUGGGCAGUUUACCCUUCAGACUGCUGACCCUUACAGAGUGACUGGCCUGUCUGCCAUUUCCUGUGAAGUUGAGAAAAAGGACAUCCAGGGGAAAUCAGUUGAGAUUGAGCUCAGUAAGAUUUGUGUUCAUUCCUCAGACUUCUACCCUGUUAGCGUCUCUGAUCUUAACUUUGGUCAGACAUUGUACUGGAACCAACAUGCAUCUCAGAGCCACCAGCUUUUGGCCCUUGACUUUAGUGGCACUGUCACAGCUGUAGGGGAAGAGGUAAGCACACUGAACGUUGGAGACCAUGUAGUUUCAUGUUAUCCUGUCAGGGCCACGUCUAAAAUCACAAUCCCUGAAGAUGCUUGUUACAACACGAAGAGGCUGCAAUUUCUUAUUGAGGCUCCUUGUGUGUCCUACUUUGUGCUGGCUUGGGAAAUAUUGCACAGAAUGUUACCAAGGGUGAAACGACAAAGACUUUUGGGUAUCAUGUCUUCUGUCCCUGAUUCUGGUCUUCUGAAGGUCUUGACGCAAACUGCAAUCAAAUCAGGAUGGAAUGCAAUUUUUCUGCCACAGUUGCCUCAACAACUACUAAAUAUUGAUCAUUGUGAUACAUUUGUUGUGUUGCCUCCAUUUGAUCCAUCUCUACUGGUUACACUAGGUAGUAAAACCAAAGCCAAGCAUAUUGUUGUAGUCUGUGACAACCAGUCCUCAUUGCACUCAGCAAAUAACAUUGUGCAUGAGAGUGAUCAUGUACACAUUCAAAUGCUUCAUGUGUCAAAUGUUUUCCAGAGAGCCAAUCUAAAGGCACAUAAAAAUAAGAUCUGCAAUUGGCUGAGGUCAUUAAAUUUGGAUGGGUUGUUGCAAUCUUUGCAAAGCACCACCUUUCAAUCGACAGAUAUGAGAGAACCUCAUCUCACUCCACACUUUGAGUCCUACUUCAGAGCUAAAGCUGUGUCUCAGGUUAUUUUGGGUCAUGCAGAUUCUGAAAAGUCAGUGUCUGAUAUCACUUUAGUAAUGAGACCAAGGCAACUCUUUAAGAAGAGGUGUGUGUACCUUGUGACAGGAGGGCUCUCAGGUUUGGGUCUUGAGACUGUGAAGUUCAUUGCUCACAGGGGUGGUGGAUGCAUUGUGACACUGUCCAGAAGUCCUCUGUCGGCUGAGAUGCAGUUUGAGGUGGACACCAUUCAGAAGACAUGUGGGGUGUCAAUCAUGAAUGUCCAGUGUGACGUGUCUUUGUCGGCGCAGGUUGUGAACGCAAUCACUGCAAUUGUACAGCGUUUUCCCUCCUGUCAAAUUAAAGGAGUGUUUCACAGCGCAGCUGUGUUGCAUGACGCUUUGAUCGAAACACUUGAUCGAUCACACUUUAGUGAAGUCCUUCGACCCAAAGUGAAUGGGGUAUUGAAUCUUCACUAUGCCACACUGCACAACAAAUUGGAUUACUUUGUGUGCUACUCCUCCAUCUCUUCUUUCAUUGGCAAUGCUUCGCAGUCAAACUAUGCAGCGGCCAAUUCUUUCCUGGACACGUUCUGUCAUUAUCGGCAGAACCUCGGACUUGCCGCACAGUCCAUUAACUGGGGGCCUUUAAACCUCGGACUCUUGUUGAACAAAGACAAUUUCCAAAGGUUCCUUGAGGCCAAGGGCCUGAUGAUAAUGGAUGUGUCAGAAGUCCACGAGGCCCUUGAUAAGUGUUUGUGCAUGACCAAACCACAGCAAGUCAUUUGCAAAUUCAACUUCAGAAAUCUGAGCAGCCACGUUCUCUCACAAAACGCAUCUCUCAGAGGAAGGCUAACUGCCUUGGUCGAGCAAGAACUUGACAACAUUAACAUUACAGAACCAAGGGUCCAAAACCUUUCCCUGGCACAUGAGAACGUCAGGGCAAUUCUAAGUGAAAUCAGUAAUGUUAGCAUAGAUGAGGUUUGUGAUCACACUGCCCUGUGCGUACUGGGUAUUGACUCAAUGUUGGCUAUGACUUUGCAGAAUCACAUCUUCCAGGAGACCGGUGUCAAUGUUCCUCUUGUUAAACUACUGGAUCCAAAUACCACACUUUCUACAUUGGUAGCAGUUCUGAAAGAGAGUGGGUGAGCCAAUUUAAGAGUGUAGCAAUAUGUAUGGAUAAUUCCAAUGUCUAACACCAUUUCCUUGUUACAUUUCAUUUCAUUUUAAUGGGUUCUAUGUUAACAUUUUGUGACAUUGAGGUGUUUUCUUAGAGUGUGGCUUAAUGUCUUAGCAGUAAAAAUACCUUUCCUCCAU